Molecule: messenger RNA, 1362 nt
Organism: Anopheles marshallii
Lineage: Eukaryota; Metazoa; Arthropoda; Insecta; Diptera; Culicidae
Product: probable chitinase 10
Exons: 1
Coding region: 1-1362 (453 amino acids)
Cellular component (GO): extracellular region
Molecular function (GO): chitin binding
Source: RefSeq, a predicted model, not a curated record
AUGAGAAGUUUACUCGUGCUGGCGGUCCUCGUGACGGCCUCCCAGGCGUUCUCGGUGUUCCAGAACCCACCAUGCUCGGGAACUACGACCUGCUUGGUGAACUGUGUAGUGAACUCGCGCUGUCCAAUUUUCAACCCUACCAAGCCCAUCCUGCUGCCCGGUCCGACCUGUGAUCGUUUCUACAAGUGCGAAAGUGGCCGCGCCUGCGAGACGCUGUGCCCCGGUGGUACCCACUACAACUCUCGCGAGGAGGUCUGCGAUUGGCCGCACCGUGCCUGUUGCGAUCCGAGCAUUGAGUGUCGUCCCGAUCCUUGCGGACCUGGUGGAGAUUGUACCGUACCGUCGCCCCCAACUCAACCUCCAAUCGUCAUUCCGCCACCACCGCCACCACAACCACCAUGCAGCGGAGGAAGCAUCUGUGCCAACAACUGCCCGGUAGACAACCGUUGCCCGAUGUUCGAUGGACCUAAGCCGACUCUGCUCCCUGGACAGCACUGUGGCGUUUACGCCAAGUGUAUCGCUGGACGUGCCUGCCCGAUGUCUUGCCCUGCGGGACUCCACUUCAACUCUGCCAAGCAGAUCUGCGACUGGCCGUUCCAGGCUUGCUGCGAUCCCAGUGUAGAAUGCCGUCCGGACCCAUGCGGACCUAAUGGUUGCGGAGGAGGCGGAGGCGGACCCAUCUACCCACCACCACCACCGCCACCACCACCACCACCGCCACCAUGCAGCGGAGGAAGCAUCUGUGCCAACAACUGCCCGGUAGACAACCGUUGCCCGAUGUUCGAUGGAUCUAAGCCGACUCUGCUCCCUGGACAGCACUGUGGCGUUUACGCCAAGUGUAUCGCUGGACGUGCCUGCCCGAUGUCUUGCCCUGCUGGACUCCACUUCAACUCUGCCAAGCAGAUCUGCGACUGGCCGUUCCAGGCUUGCUGCGAUCCCAGUGUAGAAUGCCGUCCGGACCCAUGUGGACCUAAUGGUUGCGGAGGAGGCGGAGGCGGACCCAUCUACCCACCACCACCACCGCCACCACCACCACCACCGCCACCACCAUGCAGCGGCGGAGGCAUCUGUGCCAACAACUGCCCGGUAGACAACCGUUGCCCGAUGUUCGAUGGAUCUAAGCCGACCCUACUUCCUGGACAGCACUGUGGCGUUUACGCCAAGUGUAUCGCUGGACGUGCCUGCCCGAUGUCUUGCCCUGCCGGACUGCAUUUCAACAACGCCAAGCAGAUCUGCGACUGGCCGUUCCAGGCUUGCUGCGAUCCUAGCGUUGAAUGCCGUCCCAAUCCAUGCCCACCGGGCGCGUUCGGCUGUGGUCAGAACAACUUCAACAACAACAACAACAACUGGAUGUGGGGAUAA